Molecule: messenger RNA, 2565 nt
Organism: Acanthoscelides obtectus
Lineage: Eukaryota; Metazoa; Arthropoda; Insecta; Coleoptera; Chrysomelidae
Source: the annotation of a GenBank genome assembly
AGCAAUCAGGGUUUAACUAUAAGAGAAGAUAUCAAAGGAAAUGUGCUGCUUGAUGCAAGGGAAGCUGUCGUAGACAAUGUUGAUAAAGUUAUGGAGAACAUGAUGCAGGGCAAUAAGAUCAGACGAGUUGCAGCUACUCGCAUGAAUGAGAGGUCAUCUCGAUCACACACGAUUUUCCGGAUUAUUCUGGAGUCGAAAGAUGCCAAUCAGAAAGAUGGACCUGUACAUAUAAGCUACCUUAACUUAAUGGACUUAGCUGGUUCUGAGAGAGUUUCUCUGACGAAAGCUGCUGGUGAGCGUCUUAAAGAGGGGGCUAACAUAAACAAAUCUUUGUCAGUAUUAGGAAAUGUGAUAAGGCAACUAAGCGAGGGGAAGGAGUUUAUCAGUUAUCGCGAUUCGAAAUUGACUAGACUGCUCUCACAGGCUCUUGGCGGUAAUGCCAAAUCAUUGAUUAUCGGGAAUGAAUGUACAAAUUCAGAUGUAUAUGGAUCUGUAGUAAAACCUUUAGUCGAUUCCUUCAUGGAAGGUUUCAAUGCCACAAUAUUUGCAUAUGGCCAAACAUCUUCUGGCAAAACACACACCAUUUUGGGCAAUAAAACAGAUCCUGGGCUUUUCCAAUUAGUAUCCAAUCAGUUAUUCCAGCAUGUGGCAGACCAGGUUGAUAAGAGGUACUUGAUUAGAUGCAGUUAUAUUGAAAUCUACAAUGAAAAGAUCAAUGACCUCCUGGAUAAGAGCAAUCAGGGUUUAACUAUAAGAGAAGAUAUCAAAGGAAAUGUGCUGCUUGAUGCAAGGGAAGCUGUCGUAGACAAUGUUGAUAAAGUUAUGGAGAACAUGAUGCAGGGCAAUAAGAUCAGACGAGUUGCAGCUACUCGCAUGAAUGAGAGGUCAUCUCGAUCACACACGAUUUUCCGGAUUAUUCUGGAGUCGAAAGAUGCCAAUCAGAAAGAUGGACCUAGAGUUUCUCUGGCGAAAGCUGCUGGUGAGCGUCUUAAAGAGGGGGCUAACAUAAACAAAUCUUUGUCAGUAUUAGGAAAUGUGAUAAGGCAACUAAGCGAGGGGAAGGAGUUUAUCAGUUAUCGCGAUUCGAAAUUGACUAGACUGCUCUCACAGGCUCUUGGCGGUAAUGCCAAAUCAUUGAUUAUCGGGAAUAUCAGACCAAUGAUCCACCGCGAAGUAGCCGAUGGUCUAGAGCGUCUUUGGAACGUAAGAGUAAACUGCAUAUGGGAAGCCGAUGAAAGUAGUCGCCAUGGAGAGGUUUAUAUAUUCGACCAUGUAUUUAAGCAGGAAUGUACAAAUUCAGAUGUAUAUGGAUCUGUAGUAGAACCUUUAGUCGAUUCCUUCAUGGAAGGUUUCAAUGCCACAAUAUUUGCAUAUGGCCAAACAUCUUCUGGCAAAACACACACCAUUUUGGGCAAUAAAACAGAUCCUGGGCUUUUCCAAUUAGUAUCCAAUCAGUUAUUCCAGCAUGUGGCAGACCAGGUUGAUAAGAGGUACUUGAUUAGAUGCAGUUAUAUUGAAAUCUACAAUGAAAAGAUCAAUGACCUCCUGGAUAAGAGCAAUCAGGGUUUAACUAUAAGAGAAGAUAUCAAAGGAAAUGUGCUGCUUGAUGCAAGGGAAGCUGUCGUAGACAAUGUUGAUAAAGUUAUGGAGAACAUGAUGCAGGGCAAUAAGAUCAGACGAGUUGCAGCUACUCGCAUGAAUGAGAGGUCAUCUCGAUCACACACGAUUUUCCGGAUUAUUCUGGAGUCGAAAGAUGCCAAUCAGAAAGAUGGACCUGUACAUAUAAGCUACCUUAACUUAAUGGACUUAGCUGGUUCUGAGAGAGUUUCUCUGACGAAAGCUGCUGGUGAGCGUCUUAAAGAGGGGGCUAACAUAAACAAAUCUUUGUCAGUAUUAGGAAAUGUGAUAAGGCAACUAAGCGAGGGGAAGGAGUUUAUCAGUUAUCGCGAUUCGAAAUUGACUAGACUGCUCUCACAGGCUCUUGGCGGUAAUGCCAAAUCAUUGAUUAUCGGGAAUGUUACUUUAGCUGCAGAGGAGGAGACUAGAUCUACACCAGAAUUCGCCAAAAGCACUAAAACUGUCAAAAAUAAAACGAAAGUAAACAUCUUGUCAGCUACAGAAGAGACACUUCAAGGAUAUCAGAACUUGACUCGCGAUCUCGAAACUCGGCUCAAAAAGCAGGCAAUUAAGCUAAAAGAGAUGGAUAAAAGCAAACAAGAGUAUCUGCUCGAGAUAGAAAGACUAAAAACGGAAGUAUCUAUUGUCGGGCGCUUUCAAAUGGGAGCCUCGGCAUCAACACCGAAAAAAACAUUAAGACGUCAUACUUUUGGACACUAUGGCAACGUAUCACCUAAAAAAGCAUCCCUAGGGUAUAUGCCAUUGAAAAAUUAUCCACCCAAAGAAGAAUCAUCCGGACGUGAAAUGAGGCCUAUUCAAGAAGAGACAUAUGAGGAGGCACUAGCCGAAGCAGAAUCUGUGAUAGCUGAAGACGUGCAAGUGUACUUAAAAGACAACUCAAAGAACUGGAAGAAUCUUUCAAUGAGCUUAGAGAAUUCACUAAACUAG